Emys orbicularis (European pond turtle) is the source of this 762-nucleotide messenger RNA. It is a transcript of the gene NKX6-3, whose product is annotated as NK6 homeobox 3. The transcript is spliced from 3 exons. Gene Ontology annotation, cellular component: nucleus. NCBI's taxonomy places the organism in Eukaryota, Metazoa, Chordata, Testudines, Emydidae. Gene Ontology annotation, biological process: cell differentiation; regulation of transcription by RNA polymerase II. Gene Ontology annotation, molecular function: DNA-binding transcription factor activity, RNA polymerase II-specific; RNA polymerase II cis-regulatory region sequence-specific DNA binding. The coding region runs from base 1 to 762 and encodes 253 amino acids. The record is from RefSeq and is a predicted model, not a curated record.
AUGGACUCCAAUCUGCAGGGGACAUUCCUGCUCAACAGCCCCUCGCUGGCCCCCUUCCCGGAGGCGAAGGCCCCCAUGUGCCAGUACGCGGUGCAGAACUCCUUCUACAAGCUCAGCCCGCCAGGACUCAGCGCCCAGCUGGCAGCCGGCACGCCGCACGGCAUCACCGAUAUCCUGAGCCGGCCAAACAGCAGCCUGCUCUCAGCCUACCCCCACGCAGGCGGCUUCAACGGCCUGGGCUCCCAGCCCGUCUACUACGGACCCCAGGUGGGGCCCUUUGCCAAGGCAGGGAGUGACUACCCGUCCCGGGGCAGGGACGGCUGGGCAGACCCCGGUCAGGACUGGCGAGGAGGCCGACCGUGCGGCAGCACCCCGGCUCACCUGGCCGACAGCAUCCACAAGAAGAAGCACACGCGCCCCACCUUCACCGGCCACCAGAUCUUUGCCCUGGAGAAAACCUUUGAGCAGACCAAGUACCUGGCAGGGCCCGAGCGGGCACGUCUGGCCUAUUCCCUCGGCAUGACCGAGUCGCAGGUGAAGGUGUGGUUCCAGAACCGACGGACCAAGUGGCGGAAGAAGAGCGCGCUGGAGCCCUCGUCCUCCUCGCAGCGGGCGGUGGGCGAGCGGGCCGCCUCUGAGACCGAGGACGACGAGUACAACAAGCCCCUGGACCCCGACUCGGAUGACGAGAAGAUCCGUCUGCUGCUGAGGAAGCACCGGGCUGCCUUCUCGGUCCUCAGCCUGGGAACCCACAGCGGCUGA